UUUCAUGUUCAAACUCGUAACCAGAAUGUUAUUUAGCUGCUUUUUCGUUUACUUUAUCAAAAUAAGUGAUAUUAAGCUUAAAUAAUCUUUUAACUUGAAACUUCUAAUAUCGUUAUGAUAAAAUCACGGAGAAUACGUAAAAGUCCUAACGAGAUUGAAAGACUUUUAAAUGAAGAACGUCAAAAACGUAGAAAACAGAGAUUACUCCAGGUCAGAAAUCAGGAUAAACAAUUUGCAACUAAAAUCAGGCAAGCAGUAAAGAAUGAGAAAGAAAGACAACUCCAAUUAUUGGCAAAGAGUGUGGAAAUUGAAUUCACUUUGGAAAAAGCUGAAAAGUUACGCAGGUUACAAGAAGAAUAUGAAGAUUCUUUACAGUACGUUGGAGAUGCACAAAAGACAGCCUUAUACCAACCUGAUAAUAGCUUGAAAAAUCAACAAGUAAAGUUAGAGCAAGCUUGGAAAGCUGAAAAAAGAUAUGUAGCAGCUUUAGAGAAGUUGAGAACACAAAAAGAGGAGACUGAAGAGGAGAAGACAAGACAUAUUCAAGCAAGGCAAAUGGCUCUAGAAGUGGAAAGAAGUAGAGCAAAAGAAAUCGCAUCAUUACCCCCACCAGUAAAUGAUAAGGCUCAGGACCUUUUCGACAAAAAUACUACGAAGCGUGUUCAGUCUACUGAUCGAAACGCCUUUGUUACUACAUACUACCAUUUAGAUGGAAAAGUUUACGCUGAUAAAGCGGAAAAGGACGAAGAAGAGAUGAAUGCUAGGGAAGCAGCCGAACUAGAAAUGGAUAGAUUAGAUCAUAUUUCCAAGUCUCAAAAACGUGAAAAAUUUGAGAGGAUGGAAAAAGCUGAUCUACGCCAUAAAGAGGCAUUAAAGAAGGAAAUAAUUAAGAAGGAAUAUAGUAGUCUGCUUAAAGACUUAUCUAAUCUACAGAAAUUGGACGCAACAAGAAGAUCACAAGCUUUAGAAAAGUUACCAAAAAGGAUAUUUUUAGCUUCAAAACUUGAUGAACAAAACGAGGAAAAUCGUCAAAGAAAUAUAGAAAAAGCUUUAGAAAAAGAAUUUAUGCAGGCAACGGAUCAUCUAGGAGAUUUAAGUCUUUUUAGACAAAAUGAACCUCCAUCGUCUCCCACUGAGCAAACUAGUCAAUUGUCAUACGGUAAUCCAGUCUCUGAUCAUUUAACAACUCCUGAGCCAGCCAAGCCAAUGUCGAGAAUUAACGUUAGAAGUUCCUUAUCGGACAUAACGAAUGAUGAAGAACAAGCCGCUGAAGCCCAUAGACCAGCCGCCUUAUCUAAAUUAUUAUCAAGAAUUCAAUGUCAAAGGCAAAAUGUUAGUACUACUAGUGAAAGCGAAGUUGAAUCUCAAGCUGGUUAUAUUGGACAAGAGCCCCAAUCAAUCAAUGAUUUAUCACUCUCUGAAUAUACACUGAGGAGUCAAGUCAUGUCUGAUAAUGAAAUUUCGGACAAAGGUGUAAUUAUACCCGAGCGUGAGGUUGUUUCUAUUCCAUAUGCAAAAGAAGAGGAAGAUAACGAAUCGGAGAGGAGUGAUUCUGUUCAAUUAUUGAAAGGACCACCUCCACCUACAACAGGAAAGACCAGCCUUGAAGAGAAUCUUGCUGAAUUUAAUUCGCUGCGAGAACAAAAUUUAAGAAUCAUUGAUGACACAAAAGAAAGACAAACCUUACUCGAUAAGGAACGUUUCGCUUUGGAGAAACAAUUGAAGGAGAUUCAAGAAAAGAAGCAGGUUUUAGAAAAAAUGCUGUCAUCUAGCGUAAAUAGCACAUCAUCGUCAAAAGGUUCCUCUAGAUCGUCAUCAAGCAUUUCGCUAAAAAUUCCUAAAAGAGCAGAUACACCUGACUCUAUUUCAUCGAAAUCUUCGUCUCUUGUUGAGAAAUUGGCUCGAGUUGAGGAACUAAGGCAAAGAGCUGAACUUGAACACUCACGAAUACAGAAUUCGAGAUCGGCUGGUUUCGAGGAAAAUAUAAGCAAAAUAGAUGAGAUACUAGCAAAGAUUCCAACAGUCGAUGAUAGAAUAGAAAAAGCUGGCAGAACAUUGGGAAAAUUUGAAGAUUUAACUACAAGUCUUCAUAGUUUACAACUCUCUGAGACUGAUAAUAGAGAUAGUAUUGCUGCGAGAGAGUCAGACGUUUCAGCCGUUCUGUUAAGACCUCCAAGAGUAGGCACCAGUAUCACUUCAGGAAGCAGUAUUUCUAUUCCAGAGGCAUUUGCCUAUGAAUCAUCAGAAAAUAGCUUGAAGCUAGGCAAAGAUCAUGAUUUUUUCACAAAACUUCAGAGCAGAGAAAGUUCAAACGUUUCGAGCAAUUAUGAAAAAUUCGUAAAAUUAGAGAACCACGAUCCCAGCAAAUCGUCUUCGAGAACGGAUCUUGAGGCAGGAGGAAACGAAAUAGAGGAAAAAUAUUUUACUGCCUUGAAUUUUACCCAAAGAAAUAAUGGGGAUAAAACUGAGACUUCUGUAAACGACGUUUGUAAUAGGGAAGAAGAAGAGUUUAUGCCAUUAGAGAAUGAAUAUCAAAGUUUACAAGAGCAAAUAGAAUCAAAGAAUUCCACUGCUCUCUUUGAGGAAGGAAUUAGAAAAAGUUCAUCCAUUCUAUCAAAUAAAUCUGAUGACGUAUUAGAAAAAUCAGAUUCGGGUUCUGUCAAGUCAGCUAAAAAGCGUCUCUUCGAUACUAGUAACCCCUCAAAUGAACAUCAGCAACCAGUAAGGAGGCAAGACUUUUCGUAUAGUUCAUCGAAAGAUGGCGGACAAAAUGUGGAAGAACUAGUAGAAACUGUCGUUUCAAGGUAUCAAGAAGAAAAAGCAUCCGAAAGAUCCACAAAAGAGCCUGAAGAUAGUGCUUUAGUUUUAAGUGAAUAUACAAUAGAGUCAACUCAAUCAGUUUUGAAUACUUUAGACUUUAACGAAACUCAAAGGGAUACUAUUGAAAGGGCUAAACAAUUACUUGAUCGCGCUGAACAAUAUCUCGAAAGUAGAAAGCCAAGCGAUAAUAAAGAAGAAAGUAAUUCCAAAAAUAAUACUAAUUGGUCGGAAGAAUUGAAAAAUUAUAAAAUAACUUCCCCAGAGCGGAAAAAGUUUGCUCCGUUUGCAUCAACUCCAGCAGCUUUUCAGAAAGGAGACUCAAUAUUGGAACUGACUGAUAUGCCAUCUACAAUUUUCUCUACUGAAAGUUUAUCAAAAGCGCUAGAAAAUAAAACAGAAAGUGAACACAGCUCAGUUGCAUCAAUAAGAAGCGACCGAAAACCUACUGAACACGACAAACGAUCGUUCAGUGAUACCUCUCCUCCGCCCUCUCCGCCCCCUUCUCCUGCUAUACCGCUCGUCAAGGAUACAACUAAUGAUGAAGCAUCGAAUACACAGCAGGAAAAAGUUACUUCUGAAGAUAAAUUUUAUCCGCUGCUAUCUUUCGAUAGUGAUCCAACAGAUGAUACUGCUUCUAUAAAAAAUGAUAAUCCAAGUGAUUCAUCUGACUCAACAAGAUACAAGGAUUUUCCUGAAUUAUUUCACUUUCCCAUUCUAACUGAAUUGAAAAAUACCCUAAGUAUUGUAGACGACGAAGAAAGGGAUAAAAGUAUGCCUUUGAGCGAUUCGAUUCGAUCUUUCAUUCCGAGUGGUUUUCUAGAAGAGCAACGUUUAAGCGAUGUGCCAGAAGAGGAAGAAGUAUCAGACUAUUUUAAAUUAACUCAAACUCCACCUUCUCAACUAAAGAAUGAAGAAAUUAGCAAACGCGGUAUGCAUUAUUUUAGUCCUUGUAGCCGUGGCGAUUCUACGUUAUCGUUUGAGGCCCAUGAGAAAAGUAUUAUAAGUGAUAGUUCGAAGUUUAGUAGUUCAAUUUUCGACUCGCCAGCAAGCCAAAGCCAUAAAGAUAGUCAACUAUCUACGCCAUCGCCUAAACAGAGGUCGUUAAAGCCAGUUGUAGAGGUUGAAGAAGACGAUAAGGAAAGUUACGCAGAAAGGAAAAAGAGGCAAUUAAUGAAAGCUUCAGAACAAAGAAGGGCAGAAGCCAUGGAACGAGCUAGGCAUAAGAUGGAGAAAAAAUUAAAAGAGGAAAAACAACUACACGACGACAUGAUGGAACGUUGGAAAGUAGGUCGGAGCGUUAACGGUAAAAAUUUAAAUGCCAAUUCAUCAAAUAGUACAAAUGAAGAUAGUAGUAAAAGUGAGGAAAAACCAAUUAAAUCAAAUCCGAAAAGUAAUGAAAAGUGUAAGGAAGAACAGAUGAAGAAAAGAACUCAACGCCUUUAUAGCCGAUUAGAAGAAGUUAAGAAACAACAGGAAGUGAAAAAUCGACAAAGUGAAUAUGCUCAAAAUAGGGAAAGAGCUAAAGCUUAUAGCAAAGUAAUUCUAGUCUAUUUUUUAAAACAAUCUUCAGAAAUAAUUAUUUUAAUUUCUUCUAUAAUUGUAGAAACAACAAGAAAUUAGAAAGAAAAGUACAAAGUCGUAACCAAGGAAACGAAAAGAAUAAUAUACAUUCUCAAUUUUUUACUUAGAAAUUUAGAUAUAUAGGAUUUUUUUAUUUUAUUACUGUUACGUAACAAACAACUGUUGUGAAAUGGCUAAUAGUAAUUUAUAACAAAUAAAUUAUGUUCUUAAGACAUUAAAUAGUUAAUUAAGG
Molecule: messenger RNA, 4633 nt
Organism: Dimorphilus gyrociliatus
Lineage: Eukaryota; Metazoa; Annelida; Polychaeta; Dinophilidae
Source: the annotation of a GenBank genome assembly